AUGGACAUCGGGGCGAGCAGUCUGUUCGUGCUUCUGUACCUGGUCGCCUGGGUGUUGUCCUGCUACGAUUGCGUGAUGCAGUUCGAGAACAACACCGGUCAUCAUCAGUACUCGUUUCCUGACGGCUCGCUGUUUAUCCACUGGCAAAACAGACUACUGGCCGUGUGUGUAAUAUGCGCCAUUAACGCCGUCCUGUACGUCGCUUCAGUGAUCGUGGCGCGAAAGCAGUGA
Soboliphyme baturini is the source of this 231-nucleotide messenger RNA. Lineage: Eukaryota; Metazoa; Nematoda; Enoplea; Dioctophymatida; Soboliphymatidae. The record is from the annotation of a GenBank genome assembly.